Molecule: messenger RNA, 3472 nt
Organism: Bactrocera tryoni
Lineage: Eukaryota; Metazoa; Arthropoda; Insecta; Diptera; Tephritidae
Gene: beat-VII
Exons: 9
Coding region: 224-1738 (504 amino acids)
Source: RefSeq, a predicted model, not a curated record
AUCAAAUAUUGUGAAGAUAAUCAACCAACAAUCUUAAUCGACCGCGUCUCAGCUGGUAAAUUAUAUUUUUGAAAAUAUUUGCAAGUGAAUUUCGCACGCAAACGCAUUUGCUUACUCUGCGCUUUGCACCAGUAGCAACGCUAACCAACCAACCAAUCAACCAACGCCCCAUUCCGGCACAACGUCACCACCACCGACCCGCUACCGUAGCAGCAAACUGAAAAUGUAUAACUUUUGGAUAAUCGUUUUAUGUCUAGGAUUAUUAGCAACCAAGCCAAUAAAUGGACAAUCUGAGCUGGAUGUGCAAUUAGUGGUGCCGCGGUAUGUGGAGCGCGGCUCCAGCGCCACGAUGAAAUGCAAGCACAAUGUGCGACCGGAAAUACUUUAUAAGGUGACGUGGCUCAAAGUUGACAAGGGUAAAUUCUUCGAAUUCAUAAAUGGACGGAAUCCGCCAUUCCGGAAUACAUCCAUUGGCGGCGGUGAAAUUGAUUGGGAAAAUUCCAACGAGACGCAGGUGACGUUGAAAAAUGUUGACUUUGAAUUGUCGGGACAAUUUUUCUGCGAGGUUUCAACGGACGCGCCUAUCUACACCGAGGCGUCGGUGGAUGAAUUAUUAUCAGUAUUCUUGCCGCAAACUGGACCGCCCAUAAUAAAAUUCCGGAAGCGAAUGCCAUUUGUCAUCGGCGAAAAGUUAUUUGCUUUAUGCAACACGACACGCGCAUUCCCAGCACCGCACAUCACCUGGCUCAUCAAUGGCAAGAAGGUGGACGAUAAAUAUGUGCGCACGCAUCACGCCUACUCAAUGACUAAUAAAGGUCAUCGACGAACGCAGCAACAACAGCAAAUACAACAACAAUUGUUGCAGCAAAAAUACUAUCAACAACAAUACUACAAUCAGCAUCAGCAACAGGAAUAUCAUGUACCAUAUUUGAUCGAUCGAUAUGACAAGAGCUUACGCAGGAGCGGCGGACGACCUGACGAUUUCACUUCGCACAGCUCAUACCAUCAUGAUGGUCAUCAUCAUUCUGCGAACAUUUACAAUAAUCCCUUCAGCUCCUUGGCCAACAUGCACGAAGUUUAUGAUAACCAUGAGAUACAUCAGCGGAACUACGACAAUAAACCGAGGGAAUCGAAGAAGCAUAGAAACUCAUCAAAACAGAAAUAUCGACGGCACAUCAACGAGAAUGCUCUCGGCAUAAUACGCAGCACACUGAAUAGCGGCGGUUUUGGCCCACAGCCGCCUAACCUCAACAACGAGCUCGGCAUACCAGCGAAUGCAGGACCGAUGAGCCAACUGGCCGCCGGCUAUGGACGCCCCAUAUCACAUGCCGGCGGUGGCAUGGGUGUGGCAGCAGCAGCUGCUGCCGUUGCGGCAGCGACUAAAGAGCGUGGCAUGUUCUCGCUUAGCCAACUCAAUAUAGACUUGGAGGAGGCGCAUAACAAUAAUGGACGCAUGGAACUGACGUGCUUGUCCACAAUACCAUCAGCCAUAGGUCAAGGAGAGCAGUUUGCUGAUUACAAGACGUACUCGGUAAAAGUUGAACUCAUGCGAGCGGAAACUUCGUCGACAACAACAACGGCACCCAGCAUAGGGAUGGCAGCAUUAGGGAACGGCGCCUCACAUGCCGCGGAAACAGCGGCGGCGGGACGGCCAACAAUGAGCCUAACAUUCGGCACCCGCUACACAUGGGUCACAGUGGCAACGCUGGCAGCUGUGUUGCAGAUGUUGUGCUAUUGAAGGCGCCAAUAGGAAGCUACAAAGGGCAGCGGCACCGGCCCGCCGCCGUUGAGUGCCACCGCCUUCGGUUUGUGCUGCAGACCUGCGACGGCCCACCGAACCACCGACCGAAGGUAAUGGAAAAUAUAGACAAAAUAAAAGGCCCGCUGUAGCUGCAACUACAACUACAAUUUGACCCAGCUGAUAUGUACCUUUAGAAAAAUAUCCAUCUCCAUUUCUUCAACAAAACGCGAAGCAGAGUACAGAAACAAACAGGCAAAACAAAAGUACACACACACAUGCAUACACACGCACACUUAAUAACAGCCGUGCAUAUUUAGCAGGUGCAGACGCAGGGGAGGUGCAGACGAGUGCGCAUAAAAAUAAAAAUGAAACGGUGAAACGUAAAAUGGAAAAAUCAAAAUGCGAAAAGGUGAAGCGGUGAUUGUGUACUUGCACUGUUGUUGUUGUUUUUGUUAGAUGUAAAGGGCCUGGGCGGUGCCGCUGCCGUUGUCAGUGCCGGCUGGCCAAGGUGCUGGGCAGCCGGGCGGCAAACAAUGGAUAAUGACUGCAUGUAAAAAGUAGGAAUUAAAACUGUAGCAGAAGAAGAAGAAGCAGACGAGGCGGGAGCAGAAGUAGUAUAGCAUAAUAAAUAUAAAAAUAUAUCAAAUUAGAACAAGUAAAGCAGGCAGCUGCUAAAAGGGAAAAGCAACAAAAGACAACUAAAUGCACCGAAAAAAAACAAGAAAGAAAUUGAAAUUUUAACUGAAAAACUUUGUGAACUUUAAAGGGAAAACACACACACAUACACAAACAACAAAUAUAUACGAGUCUAAACUACGAGGCAACCGGAGAACCGGAAAACGAACAGACUAAACUUAAUUGCACAAAAGAAAUGAGGCGAAACGUCCGCCCCACCGGCGACUAGCGACUGACGACUGUGCGCCGAGCACAACAUAUGUAUGUGUAAGUGUAAAUGUAAGUGUUUGUGCUUGUGCUUGUAUUUAGUUGUAUAGGUGUGCAAAACUGUAGGUGUAUAUGUACAUGUGUAAACAACGGCGCAGACUUCGUUGUUGUAGGGGGGCGAGGAAACUUUUGAGAAGCUUUACUUAUUUGCUCGCAAUGUAAGACGAAAUAAAACAAUAAUUUUUCUUUUCUAUGAAAAUUGAAAUACAAAUAAAAAUUCAAGUAAAAAUAAAUUACUAAAAACAAAAAGUGCAAAUUAACAAAAACAAGAAAAACAACACAGUGACGCAACAUAGAGCAUUAGUUGAGCGUAAAGUUUCAAUGAAGAGGAAAAGUUAGCCAUCCGAAAUCUACAGAGCUGUGCUCGAAGUGUGCAUGUGCGGUGUGUUUUUGUAACUUGUAAUAAACAGUAAUAAAAAGGGUAGUCAAAGGAUAAUAAUUUUUUAAAUGCAACCAUUUAACGAAGCACACAUUUGGCGGUAAGCUUCCAAGUCAGUAGUGGAAUUGGCAAAGUUUUUUACCUAGACGAGUAGCAUUUUCAUACAUACACACAUACAUAUAUAUAUAUUUAUAUAGUAAAAUACUCGUACGCUAGCAAAAGUGUUGCAAGUUUUGUGUACAUUUUAGCGCAAUGUUAUGGAAAAAAGUAAAUUAAAAGAAUUUUGUGUAUUUGCAACUACUUUCUUCAGAAAUUUGCAGUAUUUUUUUUUUUUGUGAAAUUGAGAGCAGUGCUUACAAAUUUGCUUCUGUGUCAUAAAAUAAUUACCGUUGUUAGAUAAUCGAUGUGAA